Molecule: messenger RNA, 564 nt
Organism: Arabis nemorensis
Lineage: Eukaryota; Viridiplantae; Streptophyta; Magnoliopsida; Brassicales; Brassicaceae
Source: the annotation of a GenBank genome assembly
AUGUCUACCCGGUCGUUCUUGUUUUCGUCAUUACCAAACGAUAUUGUUUUAAACAUCUUAGCUCGUUUGCCUAGAAGGUACCACCCAAUUCUCUCUUGCGUGUCCCAGGAGCUACGAUCUCUCGAAUCUUCCUCUGAGCUUCGCAAGACUCGAUCUCUCCUCGGAAAGGAUUGCUUCUACGUCCGCUUUAUAGAAUUACAUUAUGGUCAAUUCUCUCCAUAUCACUGGUUUACUCUCACUGAGGAUCGUCGUUUGGUCUCGAUCCCGUUCCCUUCUCUGCCUGAGCCUUGCUUUACUGCUGCCACGGUGGGUCACGAUAUCUACUUUGUUAGCCGCUCGAUGAGCAUGUGGAUCCUCGAUUCCCGGUCUGGAACGUUGCGUGAGGGUCCAAGCUUGCUUGUGGCCUGCGAUAUUGCAGCUGUAGGACUAGUUAACGACAAUAUUUGCAUUUUUGGAGCAAGUGUCGACAAAAUAUACCAAGAUAUCCAAGCGCAAGUGUUUGACCUAAAGACGCAAACUUGGCAAAUCGCACCAAAUCCCAAUAGUAUGAAAGCUCAGUGGUGA